This is a messenger RNA of Vitis vinifera (wine grape), 1360 nucleotides long. RefSeq names its product RNA-binding protein 1. The record is from RefSeq and is a predicted model, not a curated record. The coding region runs from base 175 to 864 and encodes 229 amino acids. The transcript is spliced from 6 exons. NCBI's taxonomy places the organism in Eukaryota, Viridiplantae, Streptophyta, Magnoliopsida, Vitales, Vitaceae. Gene Ontology annotation, molecular function: mRNA binding.
GCAGCGUUUCGAGCCACAACGCAGGGUCUAACAAAAUGCGCCAGGGCACGGAAACCAAAAGCCACCAUAGCGACUGAGCAACCUCCGAAUCCACCACCACUCCUCCGCCCUUUUCCGCCGGAAUCCGAUUCCUACUGCUCUCCGGUUCUCCAAUCUCUCUCUUCUCUCUCGCAAAUGGCGGAUCCUUAUUGGAGGUACGGCGAAGUCAGGCAGCCGCCGCCGAUUCCUUCUCUCUCCGCAAAACGACCUCGUUCUGAUUACGAUGUUCCUGGUGGCCAUGAUUUGCCCAGUUAUUUUUCUCGUGAGGAUGAAAGAGCAGCUCACCGUUCAAUUAGGGAUUCUGAUUCCAUUGGAGCAUCCUAUGAUCGUUACCUGCGCAAUGCAAUGCCAUCCUAUGGUGGAGAUUCUGGUCGGCCAUUGAGCGGGGGAAUAACUAGUCACCCUGUAGAUGAUCCACGUGUUGUGGGUGUUAGAGGUGUGGACCAAGGUGCAACUGUAAAAAGCCAGAGCUUAGGAUUCAGUGGAGGAAGACCUGAGCUUCCCCUUCCUCCUGAUGCUUCCAGUACAUUGUUUGUGGAGGGCUUGCCUGCAAACUGUACCCGCAGAGAAGUAUCUCAUAUCUUUCGCCCUUUUGUAGGCUACAAAGAAGUGAGACUUGUGAGCAAGGAAUCAAGACAUUCUGGAGGUGAUCCAUUGGUACUCUGUUUUGUUGACUUUGUGAGUCCAGCACAUGCAGCCACUGCAAUGGAUGCUUUACAAGGUUAUAAAUUUGAUGAGCAUGACCGCGACUCGGUCAAUUUAAGGCUUCAAUUUGCUCGCUAUCCUGGUGCGAGGUCAGGUGGCGGGCAUCGUGGCAAGCGUUAAUAUGCGAUUUGCAGGUGAUUCAAUGCUCUCUCCCAUACGUCGACCCUUUAAUAUUCAUGGAGGUUAGGUGCUUUUUUAGAACGUUCAUUAUGGAAUGAUGAAUCACACUAAAUCGUGGAACAACGCUUCUCUGUAGGACCCACUCGAAUCGGGGAGGUUUACAUUAGAAGUGAUGAUACAACAGCCUGUGCCGUCUCGAGAAUUACACAAAUCUCUGAAUGGGUGAUUGUUAAAACCAAGUUGAAUCGAGUGGGUUUUUCGUAAUCGAGGGACGAUGCUAGUUUUGAAGUGCCGUUUGCUUUUCUGAGAGAUGAUUGUGAAGUCUAAUUGGUUUUAAUUUUUAAAGAUUUCUUUCAAUAUCAUUCGACUUAAACUUGAUACUGCUAAUCUUUAUCCGGCGAUGAACCUAUGGAAGAUUACUCUUGCUUUUUGUUAGUUUAUUGGGGAUAGAAAUUCCAGAGCAGCACAUAUUUAUAUCAAAUGUGGUGGUUUAAUC